Molecule: messenger RNA, 3139 nt
Organism: Lasiosphaeria miniovina
Lineage: Eukaryota; Fungi; Ascomycota; Sordariomycetes; Sordariales; Lasiosphaeriaceae
Product: subtilisin-like serine protease
Exons: 8
Coding region: 1-2760 (919 amino acids)
Biological process (GO): proteolysis
Cellular component (GO): cell wall; membrane
Molecular function (GO): serine-type endopeptidase activity
Source: RefSeq, a predicted model, not a curated record
AUGCGCCUACCGAGUCUGAGUCUUGCCGGUGCCUUGCCACUGUUGGUAGUAGGAGGGUUAGCAGCAAGAACGCCAUCAAACCGAGCCUUGCAUCAGAAGACGGGCGAUUCCGCCAACUCAACCUCGUCUGUCAAGCCCAAGAAAUUCAUUAUCGAGGUCGAACAGGGGGUCAACCUCGAAUCCCUAUCGUCCAAGUUCUCGGCAGCCGGUGCCAAGGUCGUCCGCACCUUCAAGACCGACGUGUUCUCUGGUCUGAGCAUCGAGUCGGAUGAGCAGAAUGUGGACUCGCUUCAGCAGCUAGCUGGAAUCGCCCAAGCAUGGCCCGUUGGCAAGAUCUAUUUGGACCCUGUCGUUCCUGUAGCAACUUUCAGUGACGACGCCACUGCCGCCAACUACUCUGUCCAUGCGUUUACGGGAGUUGACACGCUCCAUAGCGCCGGUAUUUAUGGCAAGGGCGCCGUUGUCGCCAUUGUCGACACGGGGACCUACUACCCCCAUCCUGCGCUUGGAGGUGGCUUCGGACCUGGAUUCAAAGUUGUAGGAGGAUACGAUCUUGUUGGAGAUUCUUCAUGGCCAGUUGGCCCCAAGACUCCCGACACGGAUCCCCUUGACGUGCUGGGACAUGGCACGCAUGUUGCCGGAAUCAUUGCUGGAAAGUCAGAAUGGUUCACUGGCGUUGCCCCCGAGGCGGCCCUGCUCUCGUUCAAGGUGUUCAGCGAUGUCGAUAGCACAGAUGAAGAUACUCUUGUCGAGGCCUUUCUUUUGGCCUACCAGGCCGGGAGGAUAUUGCAGGCCGAUAUCAUAACAUCCAGCAUCGGCGGCACGAGCGGAUGGUCUGAAGGAGCCUGGGCUACGGUUGCUUCGCGCCUUGUUGACCAGGGGAUUGUCGUCACCAUCUCGGCUGGUAAUUCAGGCGACGACGGCCCCUUCUAUGCCAGCUCGGGAUCCUCGGGCAAGAAGGUCAUUGCUGUGGCAUCAACAGACGCCAGCGUGAUUGCGGCGCCGCCUUUCAAAGCCGCCUUUACCCUCAAUGGAGUCUCGAACGUGACGUACCUGGGUUACGAGCCCGACGUAAACUCGGCGCUCUGGGAUGUUCCCACCGAUCUCCCAAUAAUCCCGGUUUCUUUCGAUACUGCGAAUCCCGCAGACGCUUGCACUCCGCUCCCUGGAGAUACGCCAGACCUCUCUGGCGGCAUCGCCCUGAUACGUCGAGGCACCUGCAACUUCUCGGUGAAGCAAGCAAAUGCUGCCCAGUUUGGCGCCAAGCGGAUCCUGUUCUACAACAAUGAGAACCCCAUCAUCAAUCCGGGUAGCGUCGACCCAGCCAUCCCCGUCGCAAUGAUUGACGCCAAGGCUGGCGCGGCCAUCAUCGCAACCGUGAAGGCAGGGGGCAACGUGACGGCCAAUUUUGCCAUUCCCAGUGACUCCAGUUGGGCAGUGGGCCUGUUCAACUCGGCUGGUGGUAUCCCGUCUGAAUACACCAGCUGGGGCACCACCUUUGAGCUCGAGAUUAAGCCCGAUGUUGCUGCUCCCGGGCGCAAUAUCUACAGCACAUAUCUCGACGGCUGGGCGGUCUUGUCAGGGACGUCCAUGGCCUGUCCGUACGUCGCCGGCAUUGCCGCCCUCUACGUCGGCAAAUACGGCGGCCGUUCCGUGCACGGCGCCGGCUUCGCCAAGAUGCUCGCCAACCGGAUCAUAUCGAGCGGCGCGGCCGUCCCUUGGCAAGUCGCCCAGCCAACAAGCCUCCCUAUUGACUUUGGCUUCUGGGCCCCUGUGCCACAGGUCGGAAGCGGGCUCGUCAACGCGACCAAGGUGCUGACGUCAACCACGUCGCUGGUCUUUGACAAGUUUGCCCUCAACGACACGGCACAUUUCAGCCGCUACCACGAUGUGCUCAUCACCAACAGCGGCAACAAGCCCGUGACGUACAAGUUCUCCCUCCAACCGGCUGGCGCCUUCAACGUCCAGUCCCCCAACUACCCGUCCUAUCUCGCCGUGUUCUACGAGCUUGAGCCCUUCAGCCUCAUGCCCAGCGUGAGCUUCCCCUCGGGCACCUUCACCGUCGGGACGGGCCAGACGAAACGAGCACAGAUCAACUUCGACAUCCCCAAAGGCUCCGACGCGUCGGGCUGGCCCGUGUACAGCGGCAAGGUGCUGGUGUCGGGGUCUAACGGCGACGAGCUGAGCAUCCCGUACGCGGGGGCGGCGUUCGACCUCAAGAACUCGCUGCGGCGGCAGAUGUUUGCCGACGGCACGCCGUUCCAGGUGUCCGGGCCCAACCGCGACGACAUCUCCAUCUACCACACGUACGACUUCAACCUGUCGUGGUCGGCGCAGUCGUUCCCCAAGGUCUACGCCGACUUCAAGUUCGGGCCGCGCGAGCUGCGGUGGGACAUCUUCGAGGCCGGCUGGCGCGAGGCGCGCUGGAGCACGUACCCGCCGGUGCCGGGGAAGAACGGUUUCGUCGGCAGCGCCACGUACUGGCUCGAGUCGGACUCGUACUGGGCGUUCGACCCUGACACGAUGGAUAAGGAGCUGACGAUCCCGUUUCCGCUAACGCUGCUCACGCGCACGAGCACCUGGAGCUGGUACGACCAGGGUUUCUGGUGGUUUGGCAAGCUGGCAAAUGGGAGCUAUAUUGCGCCUGGAAACUACACAAUGAGAUUUGCUGCGCAGAUUCCGUUCAGCGACCCAACACACUCGGACAAUUGGCAUGUCUGGCAGGUUCCUCAAAUAACCAUUCUGCCGUAUUCCCCCUGAAAAUCUGACAUUGAGUCAACUGAGCGAGAGAAAGAAUGAGAUGAUAUCUUGCAGACGGUAUCACCCAGGAUCCACCACGUUCAUCAUCCAUGCAUCAAACCCAAAUACGCCCGUUCCUUAUUUUCAGCCUAGUCGAGGAAGAAGUCCUCCCUUUGGUGUUCCUCAGUCCGAGCUCGAAAUGGAAUAUGGAACUCAUGGCGAAUCGCGAAUCGGAGCAGUUUAGUUUGAUGCGAGGACGCUUCAAACAUCCUGCCUAGCAGGGAUGACGAGCAAUGCUUGAAAACCAUUCGCGGGGCAUGCUGCCACUCAGGAACCAGGAUAGGCACCCAACAGUACCUACUUAAAUAUGCACGGAUCUUGUCAUCAUCGAUUGGAAUCU